Hemibagrus wyckioides is the source of this 5874-nucleotide messenger RNA. RefSeq names its product macrophage mannose receptor 1-like. The record is from RefSeq and is a predicted model, not a curated record. The transcript has 8 exons. The coding region runs from base 95 to 1255 and encodes 386 amino acids. Lineage: Eukaryota; Metazoa; Chordata; Actinopteri; Siluriformes; Bagridae.
GAAGGUGAGAAGAAGAAGAGCAGAAAGACGAGUGAACAAACUCACAACACACAACCUGGGAGCUUUUAUACUAUUCACUGCAGCAGUAAAGUCCAUGAGAAACAUUCCAGACAUGAAUCAUAUAUGGGUUUUUGUUAUCCUGUUCAUCUCAGUGGUAUGUGGUAUAGGAGCAUAUAUUCCUCAUCGCUAUAAUUUUGUGAAUGAGAAUAAAACCUGGAGUGAAGCUCAGACUUACUGCAGAGUGAAAUACACUGAUCUGGCAACCAUUAACAACAUGGGAGAGAUGAAGAAGCUGAAUCACACACUGAUGAAGGAAAAUGCAAAGAAAGCUUGGAUUGGUCUACAGAGAGAGGGACCUGGGAAAUGGCAGUGGUCUCUGGCAACUUUCUACAGAGACGGAGACACUUACAGAAACUGGGAUAGUGGAGAACCUAAUGGUGGUGUGGCCUAUCAGUUCUGUGCUGAGAUGUAUAAAAAUGAUGGAAAGUGGAAUGAUAACAACUGUAUAACAAAAAAUUCUUUUGUAUGUUAUAACGAAAAGAACACAAAGACUGAAUAUGUAGUGAUUAAUGAGACAAAGAGCUGGUAUGAUGCUCAGAUCUACUGCAGAGAGAAAUACAAUGACCUGGUCACUGUGAGGAACCAAACUGAGAAUGAGGAGAUCUGGAGAGUGAUUAGUAGUUCAGUGCAUCAGAAAGUUUGGAUUGGUCUGUUUUAUAACUCCUGGAAGUGGUCAGAUCAGACUAACUCCUCAUUCAGAUACUGGAGCUCUGACAAACCCAGUGGAGGUUUGAACUGUGCUGCAGUGUCUGAGUCUGAGAAACGUUACUGGAGUGAUGUGGACUGCACAGAAAAACUCCCGUUCAUCUGCCAUGAGAAUAAGCUGAUCCUGAUUAAUGAGACUCUGACCUGGAAAGAAGCUCUGAGAUACUGCAGGAACCAUCAUCAUGACCUGGUCUCAGUGCGCACUGAGGAGAUGCAGCUCUGGGUGAAGGAAGUGGCUCAAAACGCCUCCACUGAACACGUGUGGCUUGGCCUGCGUCACACCUGUGCUCUGGGCUUCUGGUACUGGGUGAAUGGAGAGAUGAUCUGCUACCAGGACUGGGCUCCGGGCAACGGGACAGGGUUUGAAGACUGCAGCCAUGAGGAGAGAACCGGAGCAGUGCAGUCUGGAGGAGAGCAGAAGUGGAUCAGCCUGCCUCAGAGCGAAAAACUCAACUUCAUCUGCUCUGCCUAUGAAGAUUUGUUUUAUUAAACAUGAAGACUGAAGACCAGCUGUGGUCCAACAUCUGUAUCCACCAUCAGCUAAUCUACAGUACUGUCUCAUUUAUUCUCUUCUACACAUUAUUAUUAUUAUUAUUAUUAUUAUUAUUAUUAUUAUUAUUAUUAUUAUUAUUAUAUCCUCUUAAUGCAGAUGUUUCAGCAUAUUUUUAAUGCUGUAUUCAGUAAACUCCACUGUUUCCAUACAGCAUGAUCUGUAGUACCUUAUUAUAUUGUACUUGAUUUUCUUAUUAAUAGAGGGUUUAUGGGUAAUUAAGGUGGAAUCUAUUUACCUGAUGUUUAUAUUAAGUGUUUUGAAAGAUUCUUUCUCAGAAUAGGAAACUAUCCCAUACUCAUAUUUACACACAUGCAGGAAAUUCAGAACAGCAAGCCCUGCAAACAGUGAUGAUAAAUGUUAAAAUUUCUCUGAAAAUUGUACUCAUUUUUAUACAUCUAAUUCUAAUCAACUUUAAUCAUUAAAUCAAAAGAUCAUUUUUAAUUCUCAUUUAAUUCUUAAAUUUAUUUAAGCUAAAUCAAAUCUAAGACUAUUUUAAUCCAGAGUUAAUUUUAAUUUUAAUCUUUACUUAUUUUGAUUUACAUAUAUUAAUCUCACUUAUCUUAAUCUGUGCUUAAGCAAUAUAAUUAUUAUUUAUCAGCUAUGGCAGAAGUUGGCAGCACUUGACCACGUCGGGCCUGGCGCUGUGUAUUAAGUGCCAAUUUGGUGUUAUUUUUGUUAAGAAUCAUCUUGAUAAAAAAAUAAAGCCGGUUACUUCUUCUCAUCCAAGCCUGAGGAAAUUUCUUUAUUUUAUUUUUAUAGUUCAGUGAAGUUUUUGUAAGUAUUUCGUAAUAACUGGUAAUUGGAGAAGACUUCAGAACCACCCUGUAGUGUGUCCACUCAGAGGGGGAUUCUGAGUUCUAAAAAUAUUCUUUUUUAUUGUUUUUAAAUGUAAUUUUGUGUAGUUCUCAAUUGUUUGUUUUUUUCACAUGUGCAUACACUGUAAAAAAUGAUUUUGAGUUUUAGUCCGGUGGACAAGUAAAAUCAUGUCCUGUCAACUUGCAGCGUCUCACUACACAAUAGGAUGAGUUAUAACAACCUGAACUUGAUGGGAAAUGGAAAACUUUGAAUAACAUGUUCAUAUAACAACAAAAUAUAGGUUCUAUCAAUUUUCUGUGUAAUGCGCAUGUGCCAGAAAUAUCAUGAUGACGUUCAAUUUUAACGAAUUUGAGAAAGACGCGCCAUUCGCCACUUUCUGCACGUGAAGUUGCUGAUCCUGUAAGCAAAGUUUAAGAAGCCCGCGAUUUACAGAUGGACUUUAUGGACUGCAAAGAAUGAAAUAAGUAAGUAUACCCUGAUUUGUGCUUUCUUUAAUGUUAAUUUGGGCUUGUUUCAUUAUUGCUCACCGGUUUUUUGAAUCGGUUCAUUGAAACGUCAGAAAGAACCGGCUAUCACUUAAAGUUUGCUCGCUAGACACCGAGCUGCUGUCGAGCCAUGAGCAGAAAGAAAAGUCAUCUUUGACUAUUGUAAGUUAAUGUUGAUAAACAGAUAAAACAGAGUACAGUACAUAUAAGUGACUUUUCAGUGUUCUUAACCAUUAGUUUUUAUCAUUGAAACACCAGUAAUAUCUGAAGCACCGCCGCCAGUCCAUAUUUGUGUUUAAUAUGAGAAAUAUGCAUUUUUAUUUAUACAUGGUUGCAACAACAUUUAGGUCUAAUUCGUUGUUAUAUUAAAAAAAAAUGCUUUAUUGACGCUCAGUCGUUAUUCUUUCAAAUUACAUACCAUAUGAAUGUUUUUGUUCACGUGCAAACGGCGUGUCUUCUGUAUAGCUAACCUGCACGCUGAUUUUGGAUUAAUUUAAUGUCAUAAGUAAACUAUUAUGUCAUUUGUGUUAACUGUGAAGCCCUGAAAAUUCAGAAUUACGUUAUUUGUAGAAAACAUUUUCACCUAAUAAAAGCAAUAUUUACAGCGGUGCUCAAUUUUAUAUUGCCAGCAACAGCAUCACCAUAGUAUUCAAUGUAUCACCCAGCCAUAGAAAUAAAGUGUUUAUACUUUUUUCAUCAUUGUAUUUGGGAAGUAAGAUGUUCAGUGAAUAUUUCUUUAUGUAACGUGUAUGUGUACUUGGCAGGAGUUUGACUACUUUUUUUUUUUUUAUUUGCAGGAUCAGUACAGUGCAAGAAGAGUGGAAGCACAACUCCAUAUCCAUGAGGUGGUGUUGCAAGAUUUGUAGAUUUUCCUCGUCCAACCAGCGUGCCCUAAUCACGCACUACAAGCUGAAACACUGCCAUCAGGCAAGUCACUGUCCACUCCCAUGCAUCUAUAAACAUUGUGUAUGCACAUUUAGGAGUGAACUGUCUCUGAAGAAGCAUUUAACUAGCGACCAUAGUCAGUGUGUUCAAGCCUCCUCAAAAUUGCAUAAAGCAACAUCACAUGUGAACUGUGACCUGUAUAAUUUUUCAGAGGCUUGCAGUGUUUCACAGUAUUUUGCACAUCUUAAAAGACACAUUAAAAAGAAAGAGCCAGUGAGGUGCAAGACUGUACAAGACUUUCAAGACUGUAGUUUCCAGACCAGUGUGUACAGCACUUUCCGUGCUCAUAAAAGUAGGAAUCAUCACCACAGCACUUUUAAAGAUUUUCAAACAGACUUGUUUCAAACUAGCAUUCCUGGUGAUUCAAACCCUGAAAGUGCAGAGGCUGAAACCCAUUCAUUCAGCCUCGAUUGCUCAACAGUAGAUGUUCAAGAUGUUCAAGACCUAGAUGACAUAGAUGUUCAAGACCUACAGGAUUUGAUUAAACACAAAGUAGCAUCACUGUUACUUCGCAUGCAAACAACUCUACAUGUCUCAAAGGCCACCACACAGGAAAUUGUAAAUGAGCUUUGCAGUGUUUGUUCAAUUGUUCACUCCAAGAAUAAUUGAAAGUGUAUUGGUUAAGCACAAUUGUCUGUUAACCAAUGAAGUGGCUGCUGCCUUAGCUGAGAUAGUCGACAAAACAAUUCCCCUAACUUCCCUUUCAAAAAGUGGUCCUUUCGCAACCGAAUACAAAAGAACCACUUAUUACAAGCACAACUUUGAAGUAAUUGAGCCCAUUGAAUAUUUUUUAGAAACCUCCUCCCAAAAAAAGUUUGUUUAUAUUCCAAUUUUGAAAGUUUUGAAAGAGUUGUUGAACCGUGAUGACAUUUUGGAUAAAAUCCUGCAGGAAACUGCUGACCAGUCCAGUCAGAUUAAAACAUACAGAGAUGGACUGUACUGCAAAAGGAAUCCUUUGCUCUCCUCAGAGAGUUUAAGCAUUGGACUUGGGAUGUAUAUAGAUGACUAUGAGACAACAAACCAAAGGAUGAGGACAGCAGCAUUGCUGGGCCUGCCAUGGUACAUGCGAGAGAAUCCUUCAAAAUUCAUGAAGAUAUGCGAGCCCAGUGACUGUGAAGAGAAUGUGAUCAAGGUUGUGGUGAUUGGAAUCCUUGUGGUUGUGGAACAUGUGAUGGAACCUCUUCCAGCAUUCUACAAUGAUGUUGCCUUGGUGAUUGAAGAAGAAGUGGUAAUGCGUCACAUGAGUGAUAUACCUAAUGCCUUUCUGAACCUGAUGGGCCUGGUGUAUGCAUUAAACCUUGACUACCCAAAGGAACUAAAAUUUACUUUUGAAGUGAUACAGCGCCUGUUUAUUGGAGUUGGAUCAGACUCUUGCACCGCAAGAGUUCACUCUUUGAAGACCAAGUUGCUGCGAUAAGACUUAAGAUAAGUUGCUGUGAUAAAUCUUUUUUCCUUCUUGCUACUGUUUAAUCAUUGUACUGGUUUAAAGUCUAAGAGCAUUGUUGUUUUAGAUCUCAUUGUUUUAAGUGGAACAUUGGAUUUUUGAAUUUCUUGUUACGUUGUACUGCUUCUUCUUUCCUUGUCAUGUUUCUACGAUUAGGAAUUGGAACUGAUUAGGAACUGUUUUUGAACAGUUUAAUGUAAAGUUUUUUAACACAGCUUAUUGUGAAUUGUUCAUUAGGGCCCGAGCACCAAAGGUGUCUGUGUUUUUGAAUGCAAUGCAUCUGUUUAAAAAAUAAAUGCCGAGUUUCAAUUUUGCAGUUGUGUUGAUUUCAUAAAAAAUCUGGUUCCAGAUAGAUAUCCACAACUUCUUGUAAAAGCAGUGAGGUCCAGUAAACUGAAAUGGUUAUAUUGAGGAAAAAUUACUAUUUUAUGUCAAUUAGACUGCAAUGAAGUCCAGUAAACUCAAAUAGUUAAGUUAUGAUUUUGAGGAAAAAUUACUAUUUUAUGUCAAUUAGACUUAGUUUAUGGUUGUGAAAACACUUGUUAUUAUUGUUCCACAUAUUCAUUCUCAUGAACUGAAAUAAUAUACACUACUACUACUGAUACAGGAGCUCAAGAAGUUUAUGGUUGUGAAGCUCAUUAAUUGAUACAGUACGUUAGCUCAAUUUACUGGAAGUUAUUUCAACAACUACAUAUAAGUUUAGUGAACAUAACACCUAACGUUUGCUAAACUUAACUGAGUCAAUGCAACAAGAUGACUUGACUAAGUCAAGUUGUGUCAACAAAUCAUUUUUUACAGUGUAAUUACAUGUUGAUGGUUUCUAUACCUGGGAUUUCUGGGCACUUGCUUCUUUAAUGUAUAAGAAU